AUGUCCUCCCUCGCAUUUCUCCUCCUCCUGCUCAUCUUCGUCAUCCCCUUAACAUGUAUUUAUCUGAGCUAUCUCCCCCCAAUAUGGCUUGUCCAAACCAUUUCGACCAGCAAUCCAAGCAUUCAAUUCCACAUCCCAACCAGAAAACCAAUUCUCGCACUCACCAUCGACGACUCGCCCAGCCAAAGUACAUCGGCAAUCCUCGAAGUCCUGCGCGCAAAUGACGUGCACGCGACCUUCUUCGUCAUUGGCUCCUACAUUGACGGCCAUGAAGAAAUCCUGCGAGAAGUAGUCCGGCAUGGCAGUGAGCUCGCCAACCACGCUAUGCACGAUGCACCGUCGUGGAAGCUGGAGAUCUCCGAGUUGAGAGAGCAGAUAUUGCAGACGCAAGAUAAGAUCGAAGGCAUUUAUCGCAGUGUUGCCAGCGACGUCUCCAAGACCUCACCACGAUAUUUCCGCCCGGGGUCCGGCUUCUUCACGUCUCGUAUGCUGUCACUUCUACACAGCCUCUCCUACCGUCUCAUUCUUGGAUCUAUGUAUCCGCACGACGCACAGAUCUCGCUGCCGUCGCUCAACGCAUGGCAUGUCCUGCAUGGUGCACGUGCGGGCGGGAUCAUUAUCUGCCAUGAUCGGCCUUGGACGCCACAGAUGUUGCGCCGCGUGCUCCCGGAGCUGAGGCGGCGGGGGCUCAGGGUCGGGUCACUUACGGAGGCGUUGCACUGGGCGGACGGGAGUGAUUCAAACUCGUAA
Messenger RNA from Exophiala bonariae, 750 nucleotides. RefSeq lists its product as uncharacterized. Gene Ontology annotation, cellular component: membrane. The transcript has a single exon. Lineage: Eukaryota; Fungi; Ascomycota; Eurotiomycetes; Chaetothyriales; Herpotrichiellaceae. Gene Ontology annotation, molecular function: chitin deacetylase activity. Gene Ontology annotation, biological process: carbohydrate metabolic process. The coding region runs from base 1 to 750 and encodes 249 amino acids. The record is from RefSeq and is a predicted model, not a curated record.